CUUUCUCCUAUGCCCAUUUCUCCCCGAUGGGACUCGCUCGCAAACGGCCCCCGCAUGCUGCUGCAGAGCCCAAUGUCGCCGCUGCCGCCGCGGUCGCCCUCGCAGAAUAGCUGAGGACGGCUGCCCGCGCCUCUGCAGCUCGACUCGUCAGGCGGCGCCCUGAUGACAAAGUCCAUGCGUGCCCACGCACCCGGGCGCACGCCAGAGACCCCUGCCGUCGAGAACUUUUCUAGACCCCGGAAGCAAAGUAUUAGGUCGCCCCCUGUCGGCGGCCCAGGUAACCUCCGGCUGGCCUCCCUCCCUCCCUCGGAUCGCAUCCCGGAGAUGACCAGCGUUUCACCUGCCUCCACGCCCUCCUGGCAGCGCCCCCGACGUCCCUCUGUCUCCUCAAAAUCCUCACUCUCCUAUGCCGUCUCUCCAUCCUUUCCCCCUACUGCCGAAUAUCUCGAAUCGAGUCGCUCGUCCAGAAGCACGUCUGCACAACCUCCAAUCGCCGGCCAUCGUCCCCAGCUGGGCCAUCCCAAUCGCAUUGACAGCCCGGUCAGCGUUGCCGCGCCCGGUGGGCCAGCUCCUUGGAUGAGCGACGACGAACUGCGAUCCAGCUACAGGUCCCAGCUUACAUCAUCGUCUGCCUUUGGCACCGCCCUCACCGAGCGCAGCAGCGUCCUGACCAAGGACAGCUCCGUCCUGUCCGUCUACGGAAACGAGGUCGACGCACAAGCAGACGCACCCGCUGAAGCUGACGCAGACGCUGACCCUGACGCCGACGAACCGAGCUUGGAAGAUGUUAUGGGCAUGUACGAGAGAGGCUUCUACUGCGCCGAGACCGAAACCGACCCCGUUCCUGACAACAUGAUUAGCGUCAUGCACCGCCCUGUGACCUCGAGGUCCGAGCCGGGCCCUGAGCGCAUUCACAGCGACGACUUCAGUGCCGACCCGGUGCCCCCGGUGCCGGCGACCCAUUCCGCGCUGGACAUGGAGAUUCGGCAGUCCAAGAUGCUCUUCUCCAGCACAGCCUUCACGUCCACCGUGCCCGCCCUCACCCAUGACCAUGACCUCGACCACGACCCCGAACACGACCUGGAGUUUCCGGAGAAGCGCGACUCGUCCAGGACCGUUGAGUCGAACCCCUCGGUAGAGUCGGACGGCCUCCGCACCGACGCGAGAGGCACCACGCCCAGCCCGAGUCCGUCGCGCAUCUCGCCGCCCUCGAUGCCCGAGUCCCGAUCGGUAUCCCCUUCGCCAUCCGUGCAGCUCCCUGUGCCCAAGCCCGAGGAGCCGGGCUCGCGCGAUCGGUACGGCUUCAAGAAGGAGAACCAGUUCAUCACCCGGCAGCAGUACGAUGCCUGGGACAAGGUCUACUCUCAGUAUCUCGCCCGCCGCCGCAAGAAGUGGACGGCCUACCUCAAGGACAGCGCCCUGAUGACGGACCGCCCCCAGCGCUUCCCGGCACCCAACGCCAAGACGAAGCGCUUUGUACGCAAGGGCAUCCCGCCCGACUGGCGCGGCGCCGCGUGGUUCUACUACGCCGGCGGACCGGCCAUUUUGGCCAAGCACGGGGGUCUCUACGACAAGCUGCUGCUGAGACAAGCCAAGCACGUCGACAUUGAGGCCAUUGAGCGAGACCUGCACCGGACGUUUCCCGACAACAUCCAGUUCAAGCCUUCCCAGGCCACCGCGGAUAUGCUCGAUUCCACGACCAGCAGUGAGCGGGCGAGCCAGUCCACGGUGAGGGGAGCAGCCCUCGACGGCAGCGGACCCGGCCCCGUCGGCUUGGAGGGCGAGCCGCCGCUGAUUGCCUCUCUGCGCCGCGUUCUGCUGGCGUUUGCCGUCUACAACCCCCGCAUCGGAUACUGCCAGAGCCUCAACUUCAUCGCCGGCCUCCUGCUCCUGUUUGUCGACACGGAGGAACAGGCUUUCUGGCUGCUCAACGUCAUUACGCACAUUUACCUUCCCGGCACGCACGAGAUGAGCCUGGAAGGCUCCAAGGUGGACCUGGGCGUGCUGAUGACGGAAAUCCGCGACACCAUGCCUGCUGUGUGGGAUAAGAUUGGAGGAGAGCUGGACAACAGCGACCCGCAAGCGAGACCUAUGACGAGCAAGUCGGUCCGGAACCCUCUGACGCCUCGGCUCAAGAAAAAGGACACUCACCUUGCGCUGUCGUCUGAACGGCUCCCUCCCAUCACCCUGUGCAUGACGGCGUGGUUCAUGAGCUGCUACAUUGGCACCCUCCCCAUCGAGACGACGCUGCGUGUCUGGGACGUCUUCUUCUACGAGGGAUCCAAGACGCUGUUCCGAGUUGCCCUGGCCAUCUUCAAGCUGGGUGAGGCCGAGAUCAAGGCGAUUGGGGACCCGAUGGAGAUGUUUGGCGUGGUGCAGUCGAUGCCCCGCAAGAUGCUCGACGCGAACAAGGUGCUGGAGACGUGCUUCAAGCGGCGCAACGGCUUCAACCAUCUGAGCCAGGAGGUGAUUGAGGAGCGCCGGCAGGAAAGACGCGACAAGGCGCAGCAGGAUCUCCUCCUGCGAUCGCGCAGUAAAGCUGCGACUGCUCCUGGGGCUAGCACCAGCAAGGAGGCUGACGGGGAGCGAAAGGGCGGCAGCCUGUUUGGGCUGAUGAAAUAACCACUUAAUACCGACAGGGGAAGGUUGGCUUGUUGCAUUGAUACCACUUGUGUCUAUUCACUGUUUUUUUUCUUCUUCUUUCUUCUUCUUCUUCUUCCUCUUCUUCUUCUUCUUCCUCCUCCUAUUCACUCCUCUCAUACAUUAUAAUCCUCGAUCUUCUCAUUUCGAUUCAUAGCACGGCAGGCGUUUGAGGGAGAUGCCAGGAGUGGCCUUGGAGAACGGCCACGAUGCAUCUGCAUGAAGCAUUAGCAUUGCGUUUACCUCUU
Molecule: messenger RNA, 2888 nt
Organism: Trichoderma reesei QM6a
Lineage: Eukaryota; Fungi; Ascomycota; Sordariomycetes; Hypocreales; Hypocreaceae
Exons: 3
Coding region: 163-2622 (819 amino acids)
Source: RefSeq, a predicted model, not a curated record